UAAUUAAAACAAGAUAUCCUGAAGGACAAAAAAGUUCCAAUGAACAGAAAAAAAGAACAGUCAAUGAUGAACCAACGGAAGAGUCUGUUCUCUUUGACGAAUCGAAUGAGGGUGUUUUAAUUAGUUCUAUUGAUGAAUCAGGUUUGAAAGGAGAGACAACAUUACCAGCUUCAAAGAAGAUCAUUGAUGAUGCUCCAAGAAGAAAGCAAGCAUCGAAUCGAACUUGGAUACCUUUACAAUGUGAUGCCGAUUUUUGUGAUGUUCGUGCUUGA
Entrophospora sp. SA101 is the source of this 272-nucleotide messenger RNA. The record is from the annotation of a GenBank genome assembly. Lineage: Eukaryota; Fungi; Glomeromycota; Glomeromycetes; Entrophosporales; Entrophosporaceae.